Messenger RNA from Rotaria sordida, 735 nucleotides. The record is from the annotation of a GenBank genome assembly. NCBI's taxonomy places the organism in Eukaryota, Metazoa, Rotifera, Eurotatoria, Philodinida, Philodinidae.
AUGAAUAAAACUAACGUAUUUUUACCGGUUGAUGAAUUACUUUGGUCAUCAUCAUCUGUGAAUGAUAGUGACAAUGAAAAUAUUGAUAAAUAUCUUAAAAUAAUUCAUACCGAAUAUCCAUCAUCAGAUGAUGAAAUAUCUCUUCAAACUCUUUUGAAUUGUCAAUUAAAUACUGAAUUAGCACUUGUUAAAUUUCGUCAACUACCCAAUAAAACUAUUUAUUCCUAUCCUGCAUGGUCACUAGCUGAAAUAGAAAAAUUUGAAGAAGGUUUACGUGAAUAUGGAAAGAAUUUUUUUAAAAUUUCUAUCUAUAAAUGUUUAAAUCGAUCUGUUCGUGAAACAGUUCAUUUUUAUUAUCAAUGGAAAAAAAGUGAACGAUAUUACUUGUUCAUUGAAGAACAACAACGUAUUAAUUCACUUACUUCUGUUAGUGAUAUUAUUGAAAAAUUUAUCGAAGAACAAGAACAACACUUAUGUACUGCAUCCGGUGUAGUUGAUUCAACAAAUUCAACUUCUUUUCUUUCCAAUGAUUUUAAACUUCAUGCACCAUUAUCAUCGAAUUCUUCAAUCUCCAUUGUAACUAUUCAUCAACACGAGACUACAACAACAACAACAACAACAACAACAACGAAACGAUCAUUUGAUCAAGUAGAUAAUGAUGAUGAACCAUCAUCAAAAAAAACUUCAAUUAAUACAAAAACUUCAUCCAAUGAGGCAACAACGACUAUCGUAUAG